CAAAAAACCCGAAAAAACGGAAAUGACGUCAUGUAUUUGUGGUUGCAGCUUGCUUACAGAGGAGGAGAGGCUACCUUCGCUUAUUUUACCAGUUCAACAUUUAAAUACUCUUCCACCGGAGCUGUUAUGCUUUGAUCAAACCCCCAACCCCUCCUAACACUGCUACAGGAGUUUCCCGGUGAGUGCAGAGCCUCGGAGCAGCCCAAAGCCCCGGCCCGCAGCAGGAUGUCCCGCCUGGCCUUCCAGACUCAGCUGGCCUCCAUCAUGGAGGUCCUCGCUAACGCAGCAGUAGCGGAGAUCUGUAAGCUGGUGGACGAUGACUAUGCGGUGGUCAGUUUACAGAUGUCGCAGUGUCAGAGGGAAAACAAAGGCCUGAAGAGGAAGCUCCACCUGCUGGAGCUGAAGAUGGCCCGGGGAAACGCCGAGAGGAGGCUCCGGGAGAGCGCCAUUAACAGCAGCCGCUCCAGGGUGCAGAUACACGGCGACAGGCUGCGGGAGUCCUCACCAUCCUCCGGUGUGUUUGAGAGGCGGAUAGAGGUUGCGCUGUGGCCGGGUAAAGCUGCUGCAGGGCGGCCGAGCGUCAGGCCCGUCCACUCUGACAGCGUCCAGAGGAAGUCUCCAGAUGUGGAGCUGGUGGAGCCAGAGGUAAUGCUGGUGAAGGAGGAGAAGGUGGAGGCCAACUUGAGAGUUGAAGAAGCGGAGGACAACGUGCCGUUCAUAGGAGAGGACGGCGUGGUGGAGGAUGGAGCUGGAGGACAGGAGACUCAGUCCACUUCCAGUCAGACCCGGGCCCAGAUCCAGAGCAGCAGGAGACACCCGGGCGGCAGCAGCCGAGGAGUGGAGGAGGAGUUGGAGCUAGAUGUGGUGCUGGUGAAGGUAGAAGAGCGGGAGCCAGGGAGCCAGACGGGCCUCAGCAUACAGGAGGGGUUGGUGGAGUCGAGCACCGACGACUACAGAGCUGUUCAGCCAUUUGAUGACAUCACACAAACCACCAAUCAGCUGUCCGACCUGCAGGAGUCAGGGCCGGGCUUCUCAGAGUCUGCAGCCCCUCAGUCAUCGGCGGACCCCUGCAGUGUGGCGGCGGUCCAGCUGAGGGUACCAGACACCAUCUCAGCAGCUAGCUCCAGAGCACAACGACAGCAGAGGUCCAGCACCAGCACCAGCACCCCCCUCAGCUCUGAGUACUCUCUGUUUGAGCUGGAGACCUUCUUCACCCGCUGGGCCCCCGACAGUGACUUAGUCAGCAGGGGCCCUUCAUUUCCUCUCCCUGCUGAUGAAUCAGCAGAGUGUGACCAGGAUGCAGUUAUCAUAGUAGAGAGUGAAACACAGCCUCCACCUGUGGUAGCACCAGGCUCCGCCCCCUCAGCAGCGAGGAUGGGUGUGUGGCAGAGUUCCUCCUCCAAUCACAUCCAGCCGUCUGUGUCACAUGGCCCGUCAGCAGAGACUUCUUCAUCCACACCCCUGAGGAUGAAGGCUCCGUUGUCCCAGCCUCCAUGGAGCAGGAAAGCAGUCCUGAUAAGAGGAACCCAGUGUGAGCUGAAGCAGCAUGGUGACAGUAGCAGGGUCCCUCAGCAGCAGCACAGCCUGCCCUCUGCACAGACCACAGCUGCUGUCAGUAACACUCACUGUGGGGAGAACACAAAGAUCUCCUGUAUCAGCUCCACCAGUAGGACUAUGAGCUCCACAGUGGCUCCAUACAUCAGGACGUUGUUGGGCAGAAACGAGGUCCCCGGCGCUGCAGAGCAUGGAGUCAGCCUAAUGGCUCACCGCGAUAUAAGCCAAUCUCCUGGUAUGGUGCCCAGUGAGCACCGCAAGAAGGGCUACGUAUGCAGAGCCUGCGGGAAGUCGUUCACAGGCCUAUCCAACUUGGAGGCCCACGAGAGAGUCCACACAGGGGAGAAACCGUACCGCUGCGACACCUGCGGGAAACUCUUCUCCGAGGCCGGGAACCUGAAGAAGCACCAGAGGGUUCACACCGGGGAGAAACCCUUCAGCUGCCAGCAGUGUGGGAAGAGGUUCGCCUGGAUCUGCAACCUGAGGACACACCAGCAGUCUGCCACAGACUGCGGGCCUGGGAUGAUCCCUGAAGUAAAGGUGUUUUAGUCAGGGUCUGAACCAACUCUAAUACUACAUCCAGCGCUUCCUCCCCCCCACUACACUCCAUCCCACAAACACAACUCAGAGUCUCAGGAUCUAUAGAGGGGGACCUCCACUCCACUGGUACCAAGUAGUGCAAGUCUUUUCUCCCAUGAUGUAAAUAUCUCAAAUUUCUUGAUUGAAUGCUGAGUGAAUUACUUUGUUGAAUGAGUGGAAUUAAUUGAAGUGUGUUUGUGAGUAUUAGUAACCGCCACCUGUGAGGAUCUUCCUCCGAAUACCUGCGGGAGAUAUAUGUGUUUGUGGAUAUUAGUACUAGGGAUGCCAGUGAUUAUUCGAAUAUUCGAAUAUUAUUCGCCAGGGCUGCCGAAUAAUCGAUUUUGAUCAUGGUCAGUUUCUGGCAGCCCUAGUUAGUACCCGCCAUCUGUGUCAGAUAGGAGUGUGUUUGUGAGUUAUUAGAAACCGCCACCUGUGAGGAUCUUCCCCCGAAUACCUGCGGGAGAUAGGUAUGGGUUUGUGAAUGUUAGUACCCGCCACCUGUGUCGGAAAAAAGGUAUGGAAUUGAUGUGAAUUGAUUUGGUGAAUGAAAAGUUGAAUGUGCUUUUUAUUAUCACCGGUCUUUUUAUGAAGACAAGCAGGUGGUAUAAUGUCUGAGACCCUACUGUACCUCCACCUUACAGGGAUAAAAGCUCACAGAUGACAUUUAUGAGUAUCCCAUCUACUACUCCUAGAAGAAAACACAUUGUUAGACAUGAUAUUCAGGGAAAGAAAUGUUGGAAAUAAUAAUGGCAGAUAUUGAAUAUCUUAAACUGGAUCAACAAACCAUGUUAGUGAACCCUGCUAAUAGGAAGCUAAAACAUGCAGGAGGAAUAGCAGUAGCUCUGGCAGAGAGAAUAGGUCCUAGCAUGCAAGCACAGAGUGAUAAUAUGAUAAGGACUAUUAAACUGUCAGAAGGCAAUGUGGUGAUCAGAUGAGCCACAAAUACCGGUUUGCAUGUACUUUAAAAAAAAAAAACCUAUGUGUGAACUAUCAGCAGAUAUCAAACCCCAACAAUAUCUUCAAAACCAAUAUGAGGAAGUUUUUUGCGAAGCUAAAGCUCAAAUACUUUACCAAAAUCAACUAAACUAUUUGCUCUUGACCCCUUUUUGGAAAUGGGAUUUUCCGUUACACAACAGAAGACUCAAUUCAGGCCUUAAAGAACGCUUUAAAGACAAGUCAGGGAGAGUUAAAUGUGGUGCCAUUUUGCUUAUGAAGCAGCUUACACUUUUGGAAAAUAUCUCCUCCUUUCUCUGCUCCUGAGGUGCUGCAGAAAAACUCAGCACACAGGGUCAGAGACAGGCGUGACCUCUGGAGAGGAAGAAAAUCAGAGCAGACCACAGAGCGACCCAUUAAAAGUGUUAUGGCCUCAGCACAGAGAGGAAGAUCUGGAGACUGUAAGGAACUCUCCCAAAGCAGGCUACCCACCCCCACCCCAGUACAAGGGGAAGAGUUCCUCUCACCAAUGAACAAAUCAACUCUUAACCAAGUCAGAUUUCAAAUAGCCAUAGCUCCAGUUGUUAAGAAAAGAGGGAGAUUCAAAAAAAUUAUCUUAACACCAGAACAAAAAGAUCAAUAUCAAAAAACAAAAGAGUAUAUUGUGACCCAUUCUCAGAAACUAACAAUGCGAGAUAUGGAGAAAGCUUGGGAAGUUCAUCUAGCCACGAAUGAUUUAGGAGG
Molecule: messenger RNA, 3810 nt
Organism: Gymnodraco acuticeps
Lineage: Eukaryota; Metazoa; Chordata; Actinopteri; Perciformes; Bathydraconidae
Product: neurotrophin receptor-interacting factor 1
Exons: 9
Coding region: 226-2103 (625 amino acids)
Cellular component (GO): nucleus
Source: RefSeq, a predicted model, not a curated record